AUGGACGUUCUUUCGAUUAAAGACGUCAUCUCAUCACAGCUCGUAAUAUUGUCAGACUCCCACGGAGGAAGUAAACCUUCAGUUGAAACGACCACUACCUCAUUGACGGAAUUAACAACUGACAGAACAACACCAAUCCUCGAUAUACCACCAGAUGGCACUGUCAGUCUCACCAUUAUCAUCCUAUUGGUCUCGUUGGGCUUGUUUACUCUUAUUGGCGUCGGUGCAUUUUUACUCAGACAUAUUAGAAAACUAAAUUCAACUGAAAAACAACAGUUUCCUGCAAGGACAGAUGAAUACUCUACAAUAGAAGAAUCGCAGAUCACUGAAAUACCUGUAUACAGAUCAACAACUCCCGUGAGCAACAACUAUUUUGUGCUGGAGAAGGGACAGGGGUCUCGCGACAAUGCAUCACCAAAUACAAAUACUCAACCCAAUUGCAAACAAAAUACACCAAGCAACUACUUUACGUUGGAGCACAAUACUAUUGUCAAUGAUGAAGUUAGUCAUUACGCGGAGGCACGGGAUGACGUUUACCAGACAGUGGGUGAACACAACGCAUCUUCCGGAGUAGUAACAGAUGACUAUAGUCAUUUCAGUGACUUUAAUGGAGUUUAUAAUCAUUUAACACGAUAGUUUAGUUGGUAUGAGAUGACAUUUUAUAUAUUCAUUGUUUGAUGGCUUUAAUGGCUUUACGAGAUUUUUUCUCUCAGAUAUACACGUCAUCAACCGUAUGUUGGAAUGUUACAGAUAUUGACCUGUGUAUGGAGCUCAGGGCCGUAGGAGUGGGGAGUCCUUAUCGUGUCAACUGUCGGGGCACGAGUCUUUUGGUUUUGAGGUAUUAUCCAAAAGACCGGUCACGGUAGCUCAGUGGUAGAUCGUUCGCUUCGUAAGCGGUCGUGAUUUCGAGCCACGCUCGUGUCAUGGCCGCUUAAAAUCUUAGACUGACCUUAGAAACAGGUCCUGUGUCGCGACAGGCGUUGGCACGAUAAAGAACCCUUACUUCUGCGGCCCUGACCACUAAGCGUAGAUCUACAUUUGUCAUAAUUCACCUGUAGUUGGUAACGUCUCAAUAUGAGUGAAAAAUUCUUGAGUUGACGUAGAACAGACAAAUAACCGAUAGACCCACGAUUCUCAUUUCUAAAUGCUAAGUGUUAAAUGAAGGAGUAGGCAUUGCCUAUUUUUACGUUGGAUGUGACCAGGGUACGAGCGGGGCUCUAAGGUACAAUCGGAACUCCUCGAAUGUCUCGCGCACUCGACAUAGGUCUCGGAUGUAAUACGGUGGCAUCCAUGAGUGAAUUUGAUGCAUUGCCAAUUGGCAAUGCAUCAAAUUCACUCAUGGAUGCCACCGUAUUACAUCCGAGAUCUAUGUCGAGUGCGCGAGACAUUCGAGGAGUUCCGAUUGCUCUAAGGUAGAUAGUUUCCCAUUUUAACUCACCCGAGCCAUAACUUUUCUGAUCAUUUCUCAGUUGCUUGUCGUCGUUAUAAAGUUGUCACGAUUUCAUCUUCUCCAGAAUCAAAGGACCAAUUUCAAUCAAACUUGACAUUAAUCAUUCUUGGGUAGAGGGAAUUCAUGUUUGUUCAAAUAAAGAUUCAUACCCUUCAAAGGGGAGAUAAUCUUGAAAAAUAAAGUGAUGUCAUUUAAAAUCUUAUCAAAAACCACUGUGCCAGAAAGCUUCCUUAUAUAGUGUAGAUUCAAGUUUGUUAAAAUAAUGAACCUCGGUGGGUAGAGUGGUGUCACAAUAGGGUAUCAAAGUGUUGUAUGGGGAUACAUAGGAACAAUCUUGAGAAACCUUGUGACGGAACAGAGAGCUACAGAUCCACCCCUUAUAAAAACCGUCGGUAUACAGCGCAAAACAAGCUGCGCACGGUUGAGGUCUGAUGUCGUUGUAUUCCUGUGUUGUUGUCUCAUAAAUUUGAUAUAAAAAAAUUCCUAACAUAUUUUCCUACUAUACUUGUGUCCAAACAUACCUACUAGUCAGUUCUGCAGCUAGAUUAGUCAUAAAUGUAUAUGUAACAUUUUCAGGUAGUGCAAAUUCAAGUUCAUUCUAUUCAUGGACCCCUGGGGUAGGUUGAGGCCACACGAGGAUAUCAAAUUUUUAUAUUGGAAUAUAUAGAAAAUUGAUUGAUAAAAAUUCUUUCCGAAAGUAUCAGGGCCACAGUAAAUUAUAUCAAACUGCAAGCAUUCCUAAUUAUGUGGAUUUUUAAAAGAUUUUUAAUGCCCACGAUCUAAGGUGGGAGGGGGCAUAUUGGUUUUGUUCUGUUUGUCUGAACUUUAACCUUGGAACUUAUGACUUUUGAAUGGUGAGUAAUAGGGUUUUCAUAUUUCGUGUGAAUUCCUUGUGACGACCUUUCGUUUGGUAGAAAAAUUUAACUUUGAGAUCUUGACCUCGGAGUGUGACCUACUUUAAGAAAAACUAACCCACGCAAUACCCCCUGACUAUUUAAGGUACAUAUAGGGUUUUCAUAUGUGGUAUAUUGAUACCCUACAUUUGAUAUCAUGAUAGGUGACUAAUAUUAACCUUGGAGUUUGACACAAAUUUUUAAAUUUUUUACCGAAAUUUGCUCAUAACUUUUGAAUGGGUAGCGAUAUAUCCUUCAUAUUUCAUUUAUUAUGCAUUCAUUGUGACAAAACCGUUCUUUUAGUACCAAGGUAUCUUGACUUUGGAUUUUGACAUAGUUUUAAGAAAUGUAAACCUAGACAACAUCUCCUUGACUGUUUCAUAUUUUGUAUACAGAAUCUUACAUUUCAUACCAUGAUCUAUGACCUUGUACCACGGUAAGUUGUGACCAUUUGAGGGUAGGUAGGGAGCACAAUAUAGGAUUAAAAAUGUUCAUGGGAAUAAAUAUUUCAAGAAAUUCUUUUUUAAAUACAACAGCAGGGGCCAUUAACGGAUUAAAAGAUCGUGGGAGGGGGGCUUUCAUGAUCACAAUGUCUGUUUGAAGUCUGUUAAUCUCCCAAACUACAUAAUGCUAUUCUUGUUGCUUUCGUCCAAUUUAAUCUUCAUUGUCGAGUUUAAAUUUCCACGAACGACAGUGUCAAUGUUAUUACAAACAGAUUGAUUUAUUAAAUCAUUUCAAACUAUAUCCCUCUUAAGCAAUUCUCAGACAAAGUCAGUGCCACGUUAUCGUCCCAUGCCUACUUUGAGCAGUUUUUAAAGAAGUUCAAAUUAUUACACGGACUAUGAAACAUUGUUCUCUACAGUUACACUGCAUAUCAUUAAAUCCCAAAUGGAAGCUAUUCUAAUUGAUAAUGUCAUUGCUAUGAAUAUUCAUAGAACUCUUCUAAUUUUCUCAAUAUUCAAGACAUUAUUGCUGCAAAUCAAAACGCCAACAGAAUAAUGCCAUUUCAACAUGAAGAAAGGCAAUUACAAACCCUGUUUCAUAAUCAGUGUAUGAAUAUAAUUAGAUGUGUCUCAGCAAUAUAGCUGGUGUGAGGUCACCCACUUCAAUUUGGCACUUGUGGUUUUUAAAAUUAGGAUAUACAUGAUUGUCUCAUCUUAUUUACACCAUUAUAUACUUAGCUCGAUACUCUUGUUAAUUUUAUAGUCAUUCUAUACUUAUCUCGAUACUCUUAUUAAUUUUAUAGUCAUUCUAUAGUUUUUAGAGUAACCGAUACUCUUAUUAAUUUUAUAUUCAUUCUAUAGUUCUUAUUAAUUCUAUAGUCAUUCUAUAGUUUUUAUUAAUUUUAUAGUCAUUCUAUAGUUUUUAUUUAUUUUAUAGUCAUUCUAUAAUUUUUAGAGUAACCUAAAGUACUCUACUUGUGACACGUGUAAAGCUCGCGAGUUCGCGCGUCACAGAUAAUCACUACAGUUGUUUGACAAAAGUAAGUUCCCAUGUAAACUUCCCUUUUGUAUUUCUUACAUAAUAAUCUUAUUUGUGGUUUAUUGCAAUAAAGUAAACGUCAUUUAUAUAAGAAAAUAUUUUAGGUUCUUUAUAGAAAGACCGCACGGUAAUUUAAAUUUUGAAUGAUGACUGAGACAUGUUGAUUUAAACACAUCAUUUUUCUAAAAUACAAUGUAGUUUUAAAAUAUAAACUGGUUUUUUUAAAAUUUGA
Ostrea edulis (European flat oyster) is the source of this 4057-nucleotide messenger RNA. RefSeq lists its product as uncharacterized. The record is from RefSeq and is a predicted model, not a curated record. The transcript is spliced from 5 exons. The coding region runs from base 1 to 636 and encodes 211 amino acids. NCBI's taxonomy places the organism in Eukaryota, Metazoa, Mollusca, Bivalvia, Ostreida, Ostreidae.